GGGAGCCGGGAGGAGGAAGCCGGCGUCCGACCCGUCAGCAGCCGGCGGUGGUCCGAGGGGCGGCGGCCGCGCUGCUCCUUGCGAGCCGGUCCGGCGGCCGGCCCGAGGGCGCGGCGCCAUGAAGCUCUACAGCCUGAGCGUCCUCUACAAAGGCGAGCCGAAGGCGGUGCUGCUCAAAGCCGCGUACGACGUGUCCUCCUUCAGCUUCUUCCAGAGGUCCAGUGUUCAGGAAUUCAUGACCUUCACAAGUCAACUGAUUGUGGAGCGCUCAGCGAAAGGCAGCAGAGCUUCUGUCAAAGAACAAGAAUAUCUGUGCCAUGUUUACGUGCGAAAUGACAGUCUUGCAGGAGUGGUCAUUGCUGACAGUGAAUAUCCAUCCCGGGUGGCUUUUACCUUGCUGGAGAAGGUUCUGGACGAAUUCUCCAAGCAGGUCGACAAGGUAGAGUGGCCAGUUGGAUCCCCUGCUACUAUCCACUAUGCAGCCCUGGAUGGUCACCUCAGUAGAUACCAGAACCCCCGAGAAGCUGACCCCAUGAGUAAAGUACAGGCUGAACUGGAUGAGACCAAGAUCAUUCUGCACAACACCAUGGAGUCUUUGUUAGAGCGAGGCGAGAAGCUAGAUGACCUGGUGUCCAAAUCGGAAGUGCUGGGAACACAGUCUAAAGCCUUCUAUAAAACGGCCCGGAAACAAAACUCGUGCUGUGCAAUCAUGUGAGGGCAACCAUCGGAGGCCCCUGCCCUGGAACGUCACCGUCAUUCACAUCAGAACUGCAGCCCCUGGAGACACAGAGCUGCCAUGGAAAGAUCCUCAGUGGGGACAGACUCUCAUUUUUCACUUUGGAGCUCCUGGGAGGAGCCGAGGGGUGGUGGAAGGGACCUGGGGGUGGGGAACGUUCAAAUUCACAUGUCUGGUAAUUUUUGAAAAGAUAAUUUGAGGCCCCCAAAGGUGUAUUUUUGGGCCAAAUGAAAUCAUAAACUCUCAGUGACUCCUGUAGAUGUUCAAGGGCUCGUCUCGAACACCCUGGGAAGGCCCUGGGCCCCUGACUUUGUGCGAGGACCCCGGGGAGGUCAGAGCCAGCUCUCUGUUGAUCCCUCAGUAUGCCUUUGGGUUUUAUUUGUACAUUAACUGUAUUAACACUCCAGUAAGUGGAUGUGCACCCUGAUAACACACCUGGGACAGCACAGAGCUUGGGCGUGGCUCUCGGGAAAGAGCUGGGGGCUGAGCAGGGCAUGGGCCAGUGCUUCAGGGCCAAGGACUUGACCAAGGAGGAGACAGUCAUCGGGCUUCACAAAUUCUGAGCUGUCGUUUGCAUUUCUGCUGAGAUUGGCUUCUUCUUGAGGGCAGAGCUCAUCUGGCAAGUUCCACAAAGAUGUCUGGUGGGUGUUUGAAGGGGGAGGCAGGGAGGCACCUGCCCUGACUUGGAGUUCGGCUUUCAACAUCUGGAUCACAGCAGUGUGUGCUGCAGUCUCAUGAUCAGUUUUCAUUUGUCUCUGGUGACAAGACUGUCUUGGCAACCACUUGGGGCCUGCGUGUCUUAGCAAGUGGCCACCGUUACUGGGCACCAAGAGAAGGUGCCAGCUGGCCCGAGGACUCCCAACACCAUGCUUGUGGUCUGAACCAGCAGCCCCCCAGCCCAACUCCAGUAGGAGCACUGCUGAGCCCCCCAAGCAGCACGAGGCCUAUGGCUCUGAGGCCCAGCCCUGGAAACAGGCACGCAGAGCAACCCAGGUGUUGGCCCAGGAGGUUCCGGGCCCCUCUUUGUCUGCCCGGUCCCUCAGGUCUUCCUGCCAUGUUCCACAGUGCCUCCUCGUGCCCUGCUGUGCAUUCUGAGGACACAAGCUCAAGAUGUGCCCUUGGGACCCUGUCCCCACAGAAGCUCCUGCUAGGCUGGCGUCAACUAGUGCAGUCUUGUCCUUGGGGAGCCUUCCUUGAACAUGCUGGUUCUUGCCCUACCCAGGAGGUCCCACUGCCCCAACAGAAGUGCCAGCAGUCCUGAAUUCCCUUGCUGGAGCCUGAAGGUGAGAUCUGUGUGGCUUCUCAGGAUCCCACAUCUAACAGGUUUACCUGCCCACUGCCCUUGUGUUCUGGGCACUGCUGGUCAGGAUUUGGCCACCCCUAAAGUAGCCUGCCAUGUGAUUCUUCUACUGCCGUAGAAGCCCCUGGGAGGCACAGAGCUGGCCUGCCCAUGGGUGCCUGAGAUGGCUGUGGCCUCCCCAACCUCCCCUUGGGAGUGAUUGGGCCGCCUCCGACCAUCUGACUCUCUUGCCUUGGAGGACGCAAGGGAAGGGGUGGAGGUGUGGACUGCGGGGAGGAGGAAGCAGGACCUCAGCACAGUGCGUGUCUGGCUGCCCUUCCAGCUGGGCGGCGAGGGUGGGCCUGGCUCACGCCCUCUGCCUGGCAUUUUCCCUCUCCUGUUGUAUUCAGAUGUUAAAUCAUUUGGCAAAGAGUGUAUUUUAAUAACUGCUGCCUAACUUUUCUCUGUGUUCUGUUUGAGAGGUUUCUGUCUGGAUAAAGUUGUUUGAAAUUCCA
Molecule: messenger RNA, 2530 nt
Organism: Equus quagga
Lineage: Eukaryota; Metazoa; Chordata; Mammalia; Perissodactyla; Equidae
Gene: YKT6
Product: YKT6 v-SNARE homolog
Exons: 7
Coding region: 119-715 (198 amino acids)
Biological process (GO): endoplasmic reticulum to Golgi vesicle-mediated transport
Cellular component (GO): Golgi apparatus
Molecular function (GO): SNAP receptor activity
Source: RefSeq, a predicted model, not a curated record